GGCUCGGGGGGCGAUGCCGGCGCUGCUGGAGCGGCCGAAGCUGAGCUCGGCCAUGGCCCGCGCCUUGCACCGCCACGUCAUGGUCGAGCGCGAGCGGAAGCGGCAGGAGGAAGAAGAGGUGGACAAAAUGAUGGAGCAGAAGAUGAAGGAGGAGCAAGAGAGGCGGCGGAAGAAGGAGAUGGAGGAGCGCAUGUCCCUGGAGGAGACCAAAGAGCAGAUCCUGAAGCUGCAGGAGAAGCUUCUGGCCCUCCAGGAGGAGAAGCACCAGCUCUUCCUCCAGCUGAAAAAGGUGCUUCACGAGGAAGAGAAGCGCCGCCGUAAAGAGCAGAGCGACAUGACGACCCUGACUGCAGCAGCCUACCAGCAGGGCAUGGCUGUCCACGCGGGGACCCACAUCCUCAACAUGCAAGGGAGCCCAGGGGGGCAUAACCGGGCUGGUACCCUGAUAUCAGCUGACAGAGCCAAGCAGAUGUUUGGACCCCCUGUGAUCACAACGCGGCACUUCGCCCCCCAGCCAGCGUUCCCUACUGGCACUCCUGAGCACGGGCAGUACCAGAGCAGCCAGUCCGGUCACAGCCCCUACGCGGUGGGUCAGAGUCAACACACCGUACCAGUCAGCUAUGCCAGCAGCCAGUCUAUCAGAGGUCCUUCUGCAUUCCCGACCAUGCAGUACUUGUCUCAACAGCAGCCCAGCUAUACCAUCCAUAGCCACUACCCCACCGCCCAGCCAGGUUUCAUCCCUUCGAGUACCACCAUCCCUCUCCAAAAGCAGCUGGAACAUGCCAACCAGCAGUCCGGUUUCACGGAUUCAUCAACCCUCCGCCCGAUGCAUCCACAGGCCCUACACCCCAAUCAGGGGCUCCUGCCAGCCCCACAGAUCCCUGUCCAAAUGCAGACAGCUGCAAAGCCCACUCUGGCUUACACCCACCCAGCCCGCCCAGCUUCCCCCGGCAGCUUCUCCCAUGGAACCGCCCCCCAACAGCCGCACACGUCCGGGUUCCAGGCCUCCCCGCAGCCGGCCCCCCGCCACCCCUUCAUCCAGCACCCUCAAGGCCAGCGUUUCUACCACAAGUGAGCCCACCAGCAGCGUUGCUUCGGAUGCUUCCGGCUUCCCCAACUCCC
This is a messenger RNA of Euleptes europaea (tarantolino), 1122 nucleotides long. It is a transcript of the gene GPS2, whose product is annotated as G protein pathway suppressor 2. The record is from RefSeq and is a predicted model, not a curated record. The transcript has 12 exons. Bases 14 to 1075 code for a protein of 353 amino acids. Gene Ontology annotation, biological process: regulation of transcription by RNA polymerase II. NCBI's taxonomy places the organism in Eukaryota, Metazoa, Chordata, Lepidosauria, Squamata, Sphaerodactylidae. Gene Ontology annotation, molecular function: transcription coregulator activity. Gene Ontology annotation, cellular component: transcription regulator complex.